GAACCUCUUAUCAACCGGAAUGUCAGGCUCCAUCCCAGAAUCAUUUGCGCACCUUACUAACUUGGAAGCAGUGGAUCUUUCCGAAAAUGGCUUCGCUGGAUCCCUUCCAUCAGCUAUUGGACGUUUGAGCUGCCUGACAAUAUUGUCUCUUCAGUUCAACAGCCUGAAUGGAACAAUUCCCGACUCCAUGUCUAGGAUGUCUAACCUUGCAACAUUAUCUGUUUUUUCAAACCAACUGUCGGGAUCCAUACCAGACUGGAUUGGAAGCCUUACAGGCCUAAAAUCACUGUCGCUUUCCAGGAACAACUUCAGUGGCACGAUUCCUGAAUCCAUUGGCAUUCUAGUAUCUCUCAAAGAACUGGAUAUAGCGAACAAUAACUUGACCGCAUCCAUUCCAUCCACUAUUGGACGGAUCACUCCCUUGAAACACUUGGACCUCUCAGUAAAUCAUCUUUCGGGUUCCCUGCCAGAAUCAUUUGCGCGCCUUACUAACUUGGAAGAGUUAUUUCUCGACACCAACAAUUUUUCAGGAAGCAUCCCAAAGUCCUUUGGCAGCCUCGCACAACUUACUACCAUGAGUCUGAUCGGAACUGGACUCAAUUGCCCUCCUAGAAAAUCCCCAUGCGGGGUGCAGCAGCUCCCUGGCAGUGGCUUCUGCAUCAAAUGCCACUCCUUCUGCGCCACUUGCGUCAAGCCAGCACCUCCGCCCCCCUCCCCAUCGCUAAACAGCACCACGGCGUCCCCAUCCCCCCCCAGUGCCUCCCCAGCAUUCCCUCCCCCACCUGAGACGCCCACCUCCCAGCCUGACGGCCUGUCAGCGGCAGCCAUUGCUGGCAUUGCCGUGGCUGCGUUGGCUUCCCUGCUGCUUCUUCUGGUUGGCGGGCUGCUAUUUUGGAGGAGUUACAAGAAAGACUGGGAGACAGUACAGGGAGCAGCGACAGCAGACAAGGAAGGCGAGGAUGCAGUACUGCAAGUAGAAACGGAUUCACAAGGCCUGGCGGGCAGCGUGGCGGCGUGGCACUGCACGGAGUACUCCCUGGAGGAAGUGGAACAGUGCAUAUCCGACAACCCUGCCCGCCUCAAGGAUCUCAACAUGGACGUUCCUGAUGAUGCUGUGCUGCGCCUGGCCCAGCUGGCUCUCAGUUGCACGGUGGAGCGCACUGCAAGCCGGCCCAGCAUGGCAGGCAUUGCCAACGAGCUGCAGAAGAUAAGGAAUGAGGUGGUGGGGACGGAGGAGCUGAGGGCAGCAAUUCAGGUGGACGAGCAAGCCCAGAAAAUGAAGGGCUCGUUGGCUGCAGAUGCUCAUCUGCAGUGCGUUGAUAAUGUCUUGGAAGGCAGUUCUUUUGACGACCAACCAGCUGCUUGA
Messenger RNA from Closterium sp. Naga37s-1, 1366 nucleotides. The record is from the annotation of a GenBank genome assembly. Lineage: Eukaryota; Viridiplantae; Streptophyta; Zygnematophyceae; Desmidiales; Closteriaceae.